This is a messenger RNA of Larimichthys crocea (large yellow croaker), 2433 nucleotides long. RefSeq names its product solute carrier family 38 member 6 (gene slc38a6). Gene Ontology annotation, cellular component: plasma membrane. Lineage: Eukaryota; Metazoa; Chordata; Actinopteri; Sciaenidae. Gene Ontology annotation, biological process: L-glutamine transport; amino acid transmembrane transport. The record is from RefSeq and is a predicted model, not a curated record. Gene Ontology annotation, molecular function: L-glutamine transmembrane transporter activity. The transcript has 16 exons. The coding region runs from base 247 to 1608 and encodes 453 amino acids.
GUCUGACGUAUCAAAUGCGACGAGGAAAGAGAGAGAGCGUGUCACGUGUCACGUGGUUUGAGUGUGGACAACAACAGCUGAUCAGCUGAUCAGCUGACGAGUCGAUAAGAGGAGAGUUUAAAAGUGAUUUCAGAGAACAUGGACUCAUAACUCUGCCGGUGUACGUCGGCACGCUAACGGGAGCGUUUGUAGUUUUUGUAGUUUUUUUUGUAGUUUUUGUAGUUUUCUGUCUCGUAGCGUUAAAAAAUGAGUAUUAAUGCAGAUGUAUACAACGCGUGCGACUCCAGGGACCCCGACAGAGACGAAACGACACCUUUACUAACAAAUGGAUCAGUGCCGAGCAGGGCUAAAGGAGCUUCCUUUGCCUCCUGUGUCUUUAACCUGAUGAACGCCAUCAUGGGAAGCGGUAUACUGGGUCUAGCUUACGCUAUGGCGAACACUGGAAUAGUUGGUUUUUGCAUCCUGUUGAUAAUCGUGUCCAGCCUGGCAGCGUACUCUAUACAUCUCCUUCUGAAGCUAUGUGAUCAAACAGGUAUCAAUUCAUAUGAAGACCUUGGAGGGAAAGCUUUACAGAAACCAGGAAAAGUCCUGGUUGGAAUUACUAUUAUCAUCCAAAAUAUCGGUGCCAUGUCAUCCUAUUUGUUCAUCUUGAAGUCGGAGCUUCCUGCAGCCAUCAGCAGCUUCUUGAGUCCAGACAGCACAGGAAAUGCCUGGUAUGAAGAUGGCAGGUUGCUUCUGAUCCUAGUCACUCUCUGUAUUGUUCUACCUCUCUCCAUGUUGCCUAAAAUCGGUUUUCUGGGCUACACAAGUAGCGUCGCCUUUUUCUUCAUGCUGUAUUUUGCAGUUGUGAUUGUGGUCAAAAAAUGGUCCAUCCCCUGUCCGCUGCCUCACAACGUGACCACAUUUUCGGGUGCCUUCCAGAUAUCAAAUUCCUCUGACUCAGAAUGUACGCCCAAACUCUUUGUCAUCUCCAGUAAGAGCGCCUACGCCAUCCCCACCAUGGCCUUCUCCUUCCUGUGCCACACGGCUAUCCUGCCAAUCUACUGUGAACUGGACCGGCCGACUAAGACCCGUAUGCAGAAUGUUACAAAUGUCAGCAUUGGCCUCAGCUUCCUGGUUUACCUCAUCUCCGCUGUGUUUGGCUACCUCACAUUUUAUUCUCAUGUGGACUCUGAGCUGCUGCUUGGCUACGGCACGUAUUUGCCCCGGGACAUCAUGGUGAUGACGGUUCGACUGGCUAUCAUGCUCUCUGUGUUGCUGACUGUGCCUCUUAUUAACUUCCCUGCCCGUAAAGCUGCGAUCCUGCUGCUGUGUGGAGGACGGCCCUUCUCCUGGCUCAUUCACAUCAUUUCAACUCUGACAAUCCUGGGAGUGGUGCUGCUGCUGGCCAUCUUUGUGCCUGAUAUCAGCAAUGUGUUUGGAAUAGUGGGAUCGACGACGUCCAGCUGCCUGUUGUUUGUUUUCCCCGGGAUUUUCUACCUCAAGAUCAGCAACCAACCACUCAGAUCCUUCGACUCCAUCGGGGCUGGAUUCCUGGUGGUGUUUGGUUUGUGUGUGGGACUCGUCAGCUUCGUUGUCAUUAUCCUCACAUGGGUGCAGGGCUCCUAACCCUCUCUUGCAACAAAACACGGGAUAAUUGUACCAAAGAAAGUGAAAAAAAAACAAAGAUGCUGAUCAGCAUCACCUCGGGAAGAUUAUUCAUGGUGAACACUAGACUCAAAGAAUGCAAAGACUUUCACUCGUACACGCUGGAGCCUAUCCCAGGUGGUUUAGGCGGGGUAACAAACAACCAUUCACGCACAUUCACACCUACGGCCAAUUUAGAGUCACCAAUUAUUCACUAAGUGCAUGUCUUUGCACUGCGGGAGGAAGCUGGAGAGAACCCACACAGACACUAGGAGAACAUGCCACACAGAAAGGCCUGAGUCGAGGUUCAAACCAGGAACCUUCUUGCUGUGAGGCGACCACCGUGCCGCCCUCAAAUUGAGUUCAAUCUUUUGUUUUUUUUUUCAAAUGUUACUGUAACGAAAGACAGAUGAGGUUUACCGUCUCAAAACAAUUCAAGAAAGCAUCAAGCAAGUUGUGUAUUUAGUUGAUUUUAUGUACAUUUAUUUCUUUUAUAAGUCUUUAUUUUGUUCUGUGUGAAUGAUCAUGCACCUUAUAUAAAUCUACUAGUUGUCUGAACUGUAAAAUGUGUCAGGCACUGCUUCCUAAAAUUAUAGCACAUGAGUUUUAAUUCCCCGAUUUUUGACCAAAUAUUUUUAUUCACUUUAUUGUUUUUAGAUUUUUCUUUAGGCUUGUCUUUUUGAUUUUCCACACCAUGUACAGUCCAAACCUCAGGGGUUACUUGAAUUUUUUAGCGUUUGGAUCAAUGUAAAAUAAUAUUAAUGUUCAAAUUACUGGCAUUUAAUUAAAAGGGAAAUUGUUUACAUA